Molecule: messenger RNA, 6096 nt
Organism: Blepharisma stoltei
Lineage: Eukaryota; Ciliophora; Heterotrichea; Heterotrichida; Blepharismidae
Source: the annotation of a GenBank genome assembly
AUGGGAGCAAAACACAGCAAAAGCGACCCUUUACCAGAACAGAUUAAGAAUGAAGAGCCGAAAGCUGUAGAAAAAGUUGAAGAGCAGCAAUCUAAAGUUGUUACUAGAGAUAUUCGAAGUCAAUACCUUACAAGAAUUGGUUUAGGCCAAGCAGGUGAAGUUCUUCGAAAAUAUCAAGGAAUGACUGCUCGAGAUUUUAAAGUCCCUCAAUCACUAGGGAAUCAAAUUCCUCCUGACAAAGAAGAUGAGAAAUCCUCAAUGCCCUCUAAUGAACUUUCUGAAAAAAUCGCAUCUAAUGACUACUAUAAUUUGAGCUUUAUUCAAGUUAAAACUGCUGAUGAUAUUCGCAGACAAUUUCUGCAAAGAAUGAGUAAGGAAGGGGUAUGGCUUCCUCCAAGCCAAAGGCCUCCUAAAUCUCAAUCCAUAAUUAUAUUUGACUGAGACGAUACCUUACUUUGCACAACCUAUCUUAAUUCUAGGGAAGAUGCUAUGAAUAUAACUUCUAAAGUAGUCAAAUCACAAUUAAAAACUUUGGAAGACUCUAUUAUAAGGCUGCUAACCCUUGCGCUAAGCUUAGGGAACACGUAUAUUAUUACAAAUGCAAUGAAAGGAUGGGUUGAGUAUUCUUCAGGUCUGUGAAUCCCUGGCGUACUUACUAUGCUAGAACAAAUCACCGUUAUUUCAGCAAGAAGCGAAUAUGAACAUAAAUAUCCAGACAAUUACCAUCAGUGGAAAAUUGAAGCAUUCAUGGAAAUGACAAAACUGUUUGAUACUGGAACAAUUACAAAUUUAAUUUGCUUACUCCCCUCUUUGUGAGAGAGCAAAACAAUUGGAAAAUCCCUAUUUUCCGUUAGCGAAAAAAAAAUUUGAUAUAUAAGUGAUAAUUAUUAUAACGAAAUCUGUAGUUAAUUCUGCUUAAUUUUUAAUCAGCUUGCUUUUUAAAACAUAAAUUUUACAAAAAUAAAUAAAAUAUUUACUUUCCAAUUUUUGCGAAUUGGAAUUUUUUUUAAAAUUUCGAAGAAAAACAAUUGAAUAUAAAAUUUAUAUAUUAUUAUUAUUAAUCUAUCUAUCGCUGCAUGAGCAGCAUUUCUCUCUUUUUCUCAUAAUCGAAUAAAUAAAUCUUUUUAUUUCCAUAUCAACAUCUUCAAAUUUCUCCUUAUAUUUUUUAUUCAUCAGCUCUACAAAUCUAUUUGAAUAAAGUGCAAUUUCAUGCACUUUCAAUCUCUCCUCAAUUAUUCCUUCAAUUACUCCAAUAUUAUCUAAUUUCAUAAAAAAUUCCACCCUGUAUGAUUCAUAUAGAUAACAAUCAUCCAUAAGAUGAAUUUCAUCUUCCUCAAUCCAUCCACAUAUCCUACAUUUUCUAUCAUGAUCUAAGUGCCUUAUGUUUCGAGAGCUUGCAGUUUCAUUAAAUCCUGCCCUGAGUCUAAAGAUCUGAGCUAUUUCAAAUCCUCUAUGAGAGUUCAUGUAGAUAUAUGGGCUCCUUUCAAUUUUAUCUUUUCCAUCAUUCAGCUUCACAAAGAGCCUUGUAGUCUUCUGCACCUCCUUCUCAAUUCUCCCCGCAUAAUGAUUUCAUGCAAACUUCCUCAUCUCUUCCUUUAUUACUUUCUUUGCUUCCUUUGGGCUUCCAAUUCUAUUCUGGACUAAUUGUAUUGCUUCUGCCUCAUCUAGUUCAUGAUUUGCUCCAAGUCAAGUUCAUACGCUUAUUAAGUAAGUAUGCUUCACCCAACAUUGUUCCUUUAUUUUUGCUUCCCUCUCCAGCUUAACUCCAUAUCUGAGUAUUUUUAUUGCCAACUGCAUCUCUAUGCUUAAAAUACCUGUCUCCAUGUAAAGGGUCUCAUUUGCCACACCCUGUGGAGCUGAAAGCACCAUUCUGAUUCAUCUCCUCUGCAUAACUUCCAGCUGAUUCAUCAACUUUUCCGAGCCCUCCUUCAUCCCUGUUGCCUCUAGCCCAUAUAGCCCUACAGUGUUGACGCAUGCCCUCAGUAUUGUUAGUUUCUUCCUUAUUUGUAUGCCUUUUAAAGCUUGAACCCUGCCACGAGUCGCACACAUUGCAGUUCUCAUUUCCCUAACCCUUUCCUCAAGAUGCUUGGAGUUUCUAGCCCUUUUUCCAUUAUUAUAAAUCCAAGAUAUCUAUAGCUUUGUGUUUCCUGCAUAGUCACUCCUUCAAUCUUUGCAUCCAUUUCACUUUCGAUUUACCAAAUACAACUAUUUCCGAUUUAUCCUGGUUUAUUUUAAUGCAAUAUUUCUUGGCUCAGUUAUCUGCAAUAUCAAUUAGUUUCCUCAACAUGCCUGCAUUCUCAGCAAUUAGAACUAUAUCAUCAGCAUAAAGUAAAAUUCCAACUCUUCUUCCCUCUCCAAUUUGCACACCUAAUCCAAUAUCAUCAAUUUCAUUAGGAAAGAAAUUGAAACAUACUGGAGAUGAGCAGCCGCCUUGCCUCACACCUCUCUUGAUUUUCAUUGGCCCAUAGAGCUCACCAUUCAUGACCACCAUACUCUCUUCUUCAUCCAUCAUCGCUGCAGCUAUCGCAAUCAAUUUUCUAUCUACCCCUCUGCUUACCAUAGUCUCAAUCAAAAUAUUCCUAUCAAUAGAAUCAAAAGCUUUUCUCAAGUCCAAAAACGCACAAUAAGUAUCUUUUGCCUCUUUCCUUCUGCUUUCAAUUAUAGUCUCCAAAAUAAAAAUUUGAUCAAUACAGCACCUGUCCCUGGUAAACCCUCCUUGAGAUUGGUGCAUGAUAUUUUUAUUUAGUAUGUCUUGUGUUAGCCUGCUGGUAAAGACUUUAUCAAAGAGCUUAAAAACUGAAUUCACAACAGUUAUCGGCCGUAAAUUUUGGGGUCUAACAUCUCCUUCGCACUUAGGUAUCAGAAAAACUUUCGCUUGUUUCAUAUAUGCAGGUAUCUCUUCUUCUUUUCACAUUUUCAUAAUGAGCUCAAUAAUCCUCUCCUUCACCAUAUGCCCACCAUAUUUGAGCAAUUCCCCUGCAAUCUCGUCUGGACCAACAGCUUUCCCAUUCUUUAUUCACCUUAACUCCUUUUCUACUUCACCUUCAAUUACUUCAUGGUAGGAUACUCCACUUAACUUGGGCUUUCUGAGCAUAGAGCCAUCAUACAUACAACUCCAUCAUGCUAAGACAUCCUCAAUUUCUUUCUGCUGAAAAUAAGUGGCCCUGCUGUUAUUUCUAGCUUUGAGCCUUUUCAUAAGUUUUCAAGUAUCAUUUAUGCUCAAUAUUGAUCUUUCUGCAAUCUCCCCUAGUCAGGUCUGCUUUCUCUCCCUGUCCAGUAAUUCCACAAAAUUUAUUAUGGGCAAUUUUGUGAUUUCGAUAAUAUUCCAAAUACCCAUCCAUAUCUCCUCUUCUAAUGCAAGCUCUUGCAGCUCCCAUCAACGACUUCGAUUCCUUCAAUCAGCUCCUUGUGUUAUCACUCAUCUUCCUGCUCUUGUUCUCAUUUUGCACUCUUCCCCCACCAAUCGCGCUUAUUGCUGAGCUCCGUAUCGCCAUCACCAACUUAGCAUGCAGAUCCUGUACUCCUUUUUCUCCCAUAUCUUUUCUCAAGUAUUCAAUCUGAAAAUAGUUUUCAUAUCUCCCUCUAGUCCUCUCAUCAGUCAUUAUCUUAUGCACGUUAAUUCUACUAUUCCCAUCGUUUUGCUGCCUAUUCUCAACUGCUUGAAUUGACAUCACAAUCCUAAUCGCAUUAUGAUCUGUACUCAGAGGAUAUUCUGCCGCCUCCGCCAUCGAAACCAUCUCCUUAAUCCUUUUGCUUACAAUAGCAUAGUCUAUACAUGUCGGCCGACCAUUCCUCCCCUUAAACGUAGGUUCUAUUAUAGGCAAUAUUUCAAGGUGCAUCUCUUCCACACAAUGCUUAGGAUCCUCUCUCCAUUUUUAUUGGUUUUAGUAGAUGAAAAAACCUUCAAUGUGUGCAUUCCAAUCUCCCACGAUUAUAAGACUUCUAUCCAUAACACUGAUUGCAGCAAUUUCUUCCGCCAUAUCAUCGAAAAAGCUAUCUCUCUUCGGAGCGCUCGCACAUUCCACCGGGGCGUAAGCUUCCAUGAUCAGUUUACCCUCAAUUUCUAUCAAAAUGCAUCUACCCUCAUCUUUCACAUGCUUAUUUUUUAUGAUCUUACAUUUCAUUCCUCUUUUCACCAGAAACCCCACACCGCAUUGACUCUCUGAGCAUCCAUUUCCAAAUCAUUGAUACCCUGCAACUACAACUCUACUAUUGCCUAUUGAAUCUAGAUGAGUUUCGCAUACUCCUAAGAUAUCAGCAUCUUCCUCUCUUAGCAUGUGCUCGAUCUCGUUCUGCUUGCCCUUUAAUCCACAUAUAUUCACAUGUCAUAUUUUGAGAUAUUUCUGUUCCUUGACCACAGCUCCUCAUUCUUUCAAGCAAAAAGCAUCUAUAUUCAGCUGCGCAUAAUUCUUACACAUCUUUACCCUCUUUUUAACUGGCUCAUUCCACUCAAGCUUCCUUUUCAAAAGACUGAUUCCCUAGCCCACUAGUUGUCAGCAUUCUUCUGCCAUUAUCACAUUCUUCGGCCAGAUCCAUAACCAAAAUUCUCUUCCUCUGCUCUAUCCCCAUGUAUUUUUCCUCAUUGUCUAUGCAUAAUGCGAAGCUAUAUUUUCCAAUUUCAUCAUAAGAUUCCUUAAGGCCCUUUUUACACUCUUCCCUAUCAUCUGUUCUUCAAAGUGCUCUGGAUUUCCAUAUAUCCCUUUACUCAUCUUGACUCUCAGGAUAUCACCAGUAAUAUCCAUGCCUGUAACGAUAUUCUCCAUUCCCGUUUCUACCCUACAAAAAUACAGCUGAGUUGUUCUGAACCUUUCUUGGACUAACUUUGCCUUCUCCACCUAUAUUAUCUCCAACCUCUUAAUUGCUUCCCUUACUUCAUUGCAGUUCUCUUCACGAUGCCCUGGAUUGCCACAAAGAUUACACUUAAAUAAGAAUGCAUGAGUCACGCAGCAUUUAUAUCCAAGAAUGUUCACAUGAUUCCCAAUUCUUCACAUCUCUUCUUCAUCUUUUAGCCAUACAUAAGCAAUCACAUCUCCAUUCGGCAAACCUGCUUCAAUUUCCAGCUUCACCUCCCAUGUCCACCACAUCUUCUCUAUUUGAGAUAUUGCUAGCUCAAGGGUAAAUUGUAGUCUACUUUGAUCCUGAGUCUGUAAUGUCUAUAAUCCUGCACCCCAUUAACAUAAUAGGUCGAUAUUUGAAAUAGGCUUCAUCAUUCCAUAGCCAUCUUCCUUUUUCUGCAAGAAUUUGUUGCUCAUCUUCUUUCGCUACCAGCAUGAUCAAAUUUUCUCCUCUAUCCCUUCAUUCCAGAACUUUCCCCUUGUAUAGAAAUCCUAAAUCCUCCUUUAAGCAUAACUUCAUAUCCUUAACCAGCUCUUUAUCAUUUCUAAACUCCGACUUCAAUGUAGCCAAAAACUCUGUCACGGCUAUUUCAAUACUUCCCAUCUCUAUAUAUCCAUGUCAUUCAAGAUUUCAAAAAUAGACCUUUUAGAUGAGCCCAGCAAGCUCCUAGACACCUCAUUUCUUAAAUUUACUGUUGCUAUAUUCUCUGUUUCUGCAAGCUGACCCACCUCCAUCCUCCUAAAUUUGCCGCCAACUUCACCUGCCCUUCUUCCAUUUUGCUUCAAAACCUCCUGCCCAUCACGUUGCCGAGGGGUCUCAAAAGGAUUCUUGAAUCUCUCUUCUCCAUUAGGUGGUAUUGAGUGAAUCUGAGAUGAAUUCACCUGUCUUUUCGCCGCAUAACUGAAAGCCAUUUUUUAAGAAAUAUAAUUUUUUAAAUAAAAUUUAUAUAUAAAUUCUUUUAAAAAAACAAUCUCUCCUUGAGCGAACAAAAUUUUUUUGUUUGCUCAUGGAGAGGGAGAGUUAGGAGACUCAAAUAUUGAGAUGGACGCUGCCCAUCAUUUGGUACAGUAAUAUUAAAGCAGGUGCUAUCAAAAUGCGUGCAUAAAAACAAUCAAGUUUAGGGAUGGCCCGAAUCCGGAAGAGCUUGUAAAGCAGUUAGAGCUUGUUACAGAUAAGUUUGAAAAAAUCUGCACGAGUGGGAAGAACUUGACGAUUAGGCUUGAGCGGUAAAAAAUAUAUAGAAAGCCCUCACCAAGAUAA